Poecile atricapillus (Black-capped chickadee) is the source of this 1316-nucleotide messenger RNA. It is a transcript of the gene POLR2I, whose product is annotated as RNA polymerase II subunit I. Gene Ontology annotation, molecular function: nucleic acid binding; zinc ion binding; DNA-directed RNA polymerase activity. The transcript is spliced from 6 exons. Gene Ontology annotation, biological process: maintenance of transcriptional fidelity during transcription elongation by RNA polymerase II; transcription initiation at RNA polymerase II promoter; DNA-templated transcription. The coding region runs from base 66 to 443 and encodes 125 amino acids. Gene Ontology annotation, cellular component: RNA polymerase II, core complex. The record is from RefSeq and is a predicted model, not a curated record. NCBI's taxonomy places the organism in Eukaryota, Metazoa, Chordata, Aves, Passeriformes, Paridae.
AUGAUUGACGGGUGGCUUGCCCAAUGGGAUGAGGGAGUAGGCGGAAAGGGGCGUGUGGCGCAGCCAUGGACGGGGAGGGCGCGUACGAGCCCGGCUUCGUGGGGAUCCGAUUCUGCCAGGAAUGUAACAACAUGCUGUACCCCAAGGAGGACAAGGAGAACCGGAUCCUGCUCUACGCCUGCAGGAACUGCGAUUACCAGCAGGAAGCCGACAACAGCUGCAUCUACGUCAACAAGAUCACGCACGAAGUGGACGAGCUGACCCAGAUCAUCGCUGACGUGUCCCAGGACCCCACCCUGCCCCGAACCGAGGAUCACCCCUGCCAGAAGUGCGGGCACAAGGAGGCCGUGUUCUUCCAGUCCCACAGCGCCCGCGCCGAGGACGCGAUGAGGCUUUACUACGUGUGCACGGCCCCGCACUGCGGCCACCGCUGGACAGAGUGACCCCAAAACUGAGCCAAAAUCACCCUGAAAUCACCCCAAAAUCACCCCAAAACUGACCCAAAAUCACCCCAAAAUCACCCCAAAACUGAGCCCAGAAUCACCCCAAAAUCACCCCAAAACUGAGCCCAGAAUCACCCUGAAAUCACCCCAAAAUCACCCCAAAACUGAGUCCAAAACUGACCCAAAAUCACCCCCAAAUCACCCCAAAAUCACCCCAAAACUGAGCCCAGAACCACCCCAAAAUCACCCCAAAACUGACCCAAAAUCACCCCAAAACUGAGCCCAGAACCACCCCAAAAUCACCCCAAAAUUACCCCAAAACUGAGUCCAAAACUGACCCAAAAUCACCCCAAAACUGAGCCCAGAAUCACCCCCAAAAUCACCCCAAAACUGACCCAAAAUCACCCCAAAACUGAGCCCAGAACCACCCCAAAAUCACCCCAAAAUUACCCCAAAACUGAGCCCAGAAUCACCCCAAAAAUCACCCCAAAAUCAACAUGAAAUUACCCCAAAACUGACCCCAAAAUUGAGCCCAAAAUCACCCCAAAAUCACCCCAAAAUUACCCCAAAACUGACCCUGAAAUCACCCCAAAAAUCACCCUAAAUGUGACCCCAAAAUCACCCCAAAAGUGACCCAAAAAUAACCCCAAAACUGACCCCAAACUCCCCAAAAUGACCCAAAAAUAACCCCAAAACUGACCCCAAACUCCCCAAAAUGACCCCAAACCUCUCUGGGAUCCCCAAAAAUUCCAGGGAAAAUUUCCCAAAACCCCCGAGAAUUUCACGGGAUCCUCCCCCAAAGGGAAAAAGGAAAAAAACCCCAAAUUUUGGGAAAAUUCCCCCCAAAUAAAUGGAAAAUUUACUAAAAAUAAA